AUAACCAUCGAUCAAUGUGUCUUCGGCUUCUUAAUUAACAGGUCCGCAGCUGGGUUUGGGCCUGUAGGGGAGUAUCUGUUUGUGGUGGACUUGUCAUCUAUGAGGUUGUGUUCCUACGCACCAGGUCAUGUAAGUAUUAUGGGUUGGUUCCAGGAUAAGGUCCCUGCUCCAGGCCGCAUCCUUGGCACAGGUGUGCCCAUGUGUCCACGAUCAGCACUGAAUCGUAUUGUCAACACCGCCAAAUCUUACAAUGCCGCGUUCCUUGUUGGAUUUGAGACUGAAUUCAUUCUCCUCAAAAGCACCAACCCGAUCAAGGUGAUCAAUCCACACAGAUGGAACCACACGCGAGCGUUACCUUCCGGGACCAAGGAGACAGAAGUUCUUGAGGAGAUUGCACAUGGACUCAUCAGGAGCGGAAUCGAACUGACAAUGUAUCAUUCUGAAGCAGUGCCGGGGCAGUACGAGACCGUGACGGGUCCACUCCCACCUCUUGAAGCUGCUGAUGCGCUCGUGCACACACGGGAGACGAUCACCAACGUCGCAAGAAAACACGGGUUUCAUGCGACGUUUGCACCAAGGUCAUAUAUGGACACCUGUGGCAGUGCAGCUCACACUCACAUCUCCGUGCAUCCUAUCAAUUCCGAGCAUCCAUCC
Suillus fuscotomentosus is the source of this 654-nucleotide messenger RNA. RefSeq lists its product as uncharacterized. The transcript has 4 exons. Gene Ontology annotation, molecular function: glutamine synthetase activity. The annotation marks the transcript as partial. The record is from RefSeq and is a predicted model, not a curated record. Lineage: Eukaryota; Fungi; Basidiomycota; Agaricomycetes; Boletales; Suillaceae.